AUUAAACGAAUAGUCAAGUAUUAUUGUCUUUUGACAAAAAAUUCCUGAAUUGUAUCGAAAAAUAAUAGAUAAGAUAAAAAAAAGUGUUUUAAGUAUAUAUAAGUAAUAUAUUUAUUUAGUAAUGAUUCCAAGCACGUAAAUUGUACAAUUUGAUUAUUGGAAUUUGCAGGUGAGAGGUAAGAGAUAUUGAUAGGAUGAAAUUUGUAAUUGUGACAUUCGUCUGCAUUAUUUGUGUCAAUGCUCUAUCAGAGAAAGAACAAUGGUCGACUUUUAAGCAAAAUCAUGGAAAAAAAUACAAGAAUAUCGUAGAAGAAAAUUACCGCUUUUCCGUAUUUCAAAACAACCUCCGCGAGAUCAAUGAACAUAAUGAAAGAUAUAGAAAUGGAGAAACCACUUAUUUCCUAGGAGUCAACAAAUUUGCCGAUAGAACGUCAACUGAAUUUAAAAGUAUGUUCAAAAAUCAUAAAGUAAAUCUGCCGAAAUCAGAAAAAAUAAAAUCACACGAAUUACCAAAGGAAGUAAAGACCGCAACUAGUGUCGAUUGGAGAUCAAAGGGGUUUGUUAUGCCUGUUAGAGAUCAAGGAGAUUGUGGAAACUCUUGGCCAUUCGCUGCGGCUGCAGCUUAUGAAAGUCAACUUGCUUUUCAUAAAAAUAUAACUGUACAACUUAGUACCCAACAAUUUAUAGAUUGCGCUGUGCCUUUUGGCGAAGAAUGUAACAUUAGUGGAGACAUAAUGACUGGCUUUGCCUAUGGAUCAAUACGCAAGACAAGUAUAGUGCCCGAAUCAGAAUAUCCUUUUGUAGGUGCUCAAUCAGUAUGUAGAGCUAACUUAAGUAAAGGUAUUGUUAACAAUGCUUAUAUGUUUGUUUCCGAAUCUACAGAAAUUACUCUUGAAUAUAACAUCGGUAGGUUUGGACCUAUGGCCUCUACAAUAAAUGCAGACUGUAUCCAGUUGUACGCUGGAGGAAUUUUCAGUAACUCCUCAUGUCCAAACACACUGGAUGAUAUCAACUUUGCUCUAUUGAAUGUGGGAUAUGAUACAAGUUCUGAUGGAAUUGAUUACUGGAUUCUUAAAAACUCUUUUGGAACAGACUGGGGUGAAGAAGGAUAUUUAAGAUUAAAAAAAGGAACCGAAGAACUUGGUAUUCCCCUUCUGAAUGGGUCUCCUGAGAUUUUAGAAGAUUGAAAAUUGUUUUAAAUUGAAUGUAUUCUCAAAAUAUAUUAAAUUUAAUUUUUAU
Molecule: messenger RNA, 1239 nt
Organism: Psylliodes chrysocephalus
Lineage: Eukaryota; Metazoa; Arthropoda; Insecta; Coleoptera; Chrysomelidae
Source: the annotation of a GenBank genome assembly